Messenger RNA from Boeremia exigua, 909 nucleotides. Its product is annotated as isoflavone reductase family protein-like protein CipA. The transcript has 2 exons. Lineage: Eukaryota; Fungi; Ascomycota; Dothideomycetes; Pleosporales; Didymellaceae. The record is from RefSeq and is a predicted model, not a curated record. Bases 1 to 909 code for a protein of 302 amino acids.
AUGUCAUCAAAAGUUGUUCGCAGCGUUGCACUUGGAGGUGCCUCAGGUAGUCUUGGUGCCGAGAUACUUACCGCUCUUCUUCAGGCCAAGUUUAUGGUCACCGCCAUUGUCCGGAAGGAAGGGCAAACGUUCCCUGCGGGGGUUGACGUUAAGGUCGUCAACACUGAUUCUGUUGCUGAAAUAGCUGUUGCUCUUCACGGUCAAGACGCGUUCGUUGAUGCAACGUCAGGUGUAGAUCCUACCCUCCAGGGACGCUUCAUUGAGGCAGCUGUAUCGUCUGGAGUGUAUCGUAUUGUCAUGGGAGAAUUCAGUGUCGAUCCUCAAAAUUCUGAGGCACGUUCUCCGCUAGUCUUCCAAGGCAAGAACAAAUCGUUUGAGCAAAUCAAAGAGCUUGCGCACGAAGGAAGCAUAACCUAUACUACCAUCUCAAACGGCGCUUUCUUGGAUUGGAAUCUGCGGACCGGUUUUGUCAAAAUCGACAUCUACAACAAAAGGAUCCAGUACCUGAACGAUGGUCUGCUUCCAUUCGCUUGGACACAACUUUCGUCUGUUGGCGCUGCGGUCGCCAAAUCGCUGGAAAUUUCUCAACAGACGGAAAAUCGUUCACUCUGUAUUUCCAACAUAAUCAAAAGUCAACGGGAGAUGGCGGAUCUAGCCAAAAGAGCUUUGGGAGAGGAUGGAUGGGAGGAAGAAACACUGGACAUGGAUCAGAAGCUGAAAGAGGCAACUGCAGACAUGAUGGCUGGCAAGGUGGACAUGGAUGUUAUUGGUAACAUGAUCUUGUGGUCGACUGGGACCAUUCCUUCCCAACGCUUUGAGCUCUCUGGCGACAACGAACUCUUGGGCGUGGAUAGAAUGACGGACGAAGAUGUGUGUAAUCUCAUUCGCAAGAUUGCCGCAGAAAAGUAG